UCAGUGCGGGCAGCGGGCGCAGCGGCCACUGCGACUCCCGGGGAUGUGACAGCCGCAGGGAAGGGCCGAGGCGGGGGUUCAACGCCGCCCACGUGCGAGGACCCCGGCAGGGGCUCAGCGCCUUGGCCGCCCGGGCGGCCGCCGAGUCCCCGCGCGAGCGGAGAGUGUCAGGAGCCGGCGCAGGAGAACCAAAGUUCCCGGUGCGUCUCCGAGGCCGCCGUCCGGCUAGCGCGCGUGGCUGCCCCACUCCACGCGAAGGCGAUGGCUUCCAAACUCCUGCGCGCGGUCAUCCUCGGGCCGCCCGGCUCCGGCAAGGGCACCGUGUGCCAGAGGAUCGCCCAGAACUUCGGCCUCCAGCAUCUCUCCAGCGGCCACUUCUUGCGCGAGAACAUCAAAGCCAACACCGAAGUUGGUGAUGUGGCAAAGCAGUACAUAGAGAAAGGCCGCUUGGUUCCAGACCACGUGAUCACACGCAUGAUGCUGUCGGAGCUGGAGAACCGACAGGAUCAGCACUGGCUGCUAGACGGUUUUCCCAUGACAUUAGUUCAGGCUGAAGCCCUAGACAAAAUCUGUGACCUGGACCUCGUGAUCACUCUGAACAUUCCAUUUGAAACACUCAGAGAUCGUCUCAGCCGACGUUGGAUUCACCCUCCUAGCGGGAGGGUGUAUAACCUGGACUUCAAUCCACCUCUUGUGCAUGGGGUUGAUGAUGUCACCGGGGAACGGCUGGUCCAGCAGGAGGAUGAUAAGCCGGAAGCAGUCAACGUCAGGCUAAGACAGUACAAAGAAGUGGCCAAGCCGGUGGUUAAACGAUACAAUUUAAAUGAUGAACUGAUACGAAAACUGAUGAGUGAAAGGAGGCAACGAAGAGGCUGUUCUGCCCUUCGGGAAGAAGGGUCGCCCGCACAUGUUGAAGAUGACUCUGCACACGCCCGUCAAGCCCUUCGCAAGGAAACGAGGACAGGCUGGAUUUCAGAUGCUGUAUGACCCAAGCUCUAGCUGAUUUUUGACCUUCCUGUUGCCGUAGUGGCAGCCUUUUUACAUGGGGUGGUGGUGGUCUCUUGGUUCUCCCCACCCCCUAAUGGCUGUUGGACCAUAGCACCAGUGGCCUGAGGAUGCCCAGGGCUGUAGGCCAGGCUUUGUCCACGUUCUCGGGUAUAUCCUCCCCUGGAGACAAGGAGGUUGAAGCCAGCUGCUCGCAGUGGUCGCUUCUCUGACUUUGAGUGACUGUACCCACAACUUAUUUUUUUUUUUUUUUUUUGUUAGGAGAGGCAUCUCCCUUGCAUCCAUGCUCCAUAGAAGCUCUGCGCUUCAGACAUCCUGGAAUGAGAGGAUUUGGCUUCUGCUAUUUUUAUUAGAUGGUGUUUUUGUUGUUGUUUAAACAUCUGUUGCCUCCCCUCCCUUUCUCCCUACAGAUACUUACUGCUUUUAGCCCGCUGAGAUUCCUUUGUAGGAGCGGAGAGCUAGGGGAUGAUGUCAGAUCACUUGAUGCACCAGAACUGAGCUCUUUGAGGGUCUACUUCACACUGCUGAUCUGACUCUCAUGGGUGGGUACUGUUCCUUUCUUUGUGGAAAAAAAAAAUCGUCAUUGUAAAUCCUCAAAGUAAGAAAUAUUCACCUACAUAAAUGUUAAAAGAUCAUAUCUCAUGUACUAGAUGUAAUUAAGACCAUAGGGAGUUACUGGACUAAAAGAGUUGUUUACUUUUGAUUCAAGAUAAAAAAAAUGUAUUUUGAAAAUGCUGCUAAAUGUUGAUGCCGACAGUGUUUUUCUCCUGUGAGUGAAGUGUUGGCGAAGGGACUGGAGCCUGUGGGGUUGCGGAGACAUGUUGCACUAGCUGUGCCUAGACUAAGGAUGACAGCUUUACCAUGACGAGAAAACAAAAUCUUAAUUUUUUUUUCUAUUCCAAAGAUUCUAUAGGGUGGCCAUAAAGUCUAAAAAGACAGAUAACACUAUUUUGUCAUUCACUGUAAUGUAAUAUCAAUAAAUCAUUUGUUAACGCUUUGCUUGGUUUUCAGA
Molecule: messenger RNA, 2017 nt
Organism: Eptesicus fuscus (big brown bat)
Lineage: Eukaryota; Metazoa; Chordata; Mammalia; Chiroptera; Vespertilionidae
Gene: AK4
Product: adenylate kinase 4
Exons: 6
Coding region: 262-987 (241 amino acids)
Biological process (GO): nucleobase-containing compound metabolic process
Cellular component (GO): mitochondrion; cytoplasm
Molecular function (GO): AMP kinase activity; nucleoside diphosphate kinase activity; ATP binding
Source: RefSeq, a predicted model, not a curated record